CGGCUGCAAAAGCAGAUAAUUGACUAAACCCAACAGAAAUAAAACAAACUCAGGCUACCUAAAAGUUAGGAUACCUUUUUUUUUUCCCCCCCGUUCUUUUACGAUUUUAUUCCCUAUGUGGAAGUCGCGUGUGAUUCGUGCUCGGCACACUGCAUGGGAAGAAGCGGCUGGUGCUUUGGAUCGAGGAUUUGCUGUUGCAAAGCGGUCUAAGUUCCAUGCAGUGGGGCAGCCUUCACUACUCAAAACGCCUUGAUGAUGUGCUGAGGAGCCCAUGUAGAUUGGCAUCUUGUGCAAAGAAGGCACUUAAGCUACUCCUGGUGUUCUACACGAAUACUCAUUAGUCAUUCUGGAGAUGGACUUGCUGUCUGGAACCUACCUCUUGGCAGUCUUGUUGGCCUGCAUCGUGUUCCAAUCUGGCGCACAGGAGAAGAAUUACACCGUGCGGGAAGAACUGCCUGAAAAUGUGCUCAUUGGCAACCUGCUCAAGGAUCUCAACCUAACGCUGGACCCCGACGUGCCCCUGUCCUCCCCGCUGCAGUUCAAGCUGGUGUACAAGACUGGGGAUGUGCCCCUGGUGAGGGUGGAGGAGAACACCGGGGAGAUCUUCACGGCUGCCAACCGCAUCGACCGCGAGAAGCUGUGCGCCGGCAUCCUCAGCGAGAACCGCUGCUUCUACGAGGUGGAGGUGGCUGUUCUGCCAGACGAGGUGUUCAGACUGGUCAAGAUCAGAUUCCUAAUCGAGGAUAUAAAUGACAACGCCCCCCUUUUCCCCUCGACAGUGAUUAACAUCUCUAUCCCUGAGAACACAGCCAUUAAUUCCCGCUACUCUGUCCCGUCUGCCAUCGACCCGGACAUCGGCGUCAACGGUAUCCAGCAUUAUGAGCUCCUCAAGCCCAAAACAGCUCCGAAAAGGACAUUUGGAUCCAUUACAAAUGACCAGGGUCAAAAUGUAUUUGGUCUUGACAUAACUGAGACACCUGAGGGAGAUAAGUGGCCUCAGCUGAUUGUCCAGCAGAUCCUGGAUAGGGAGCAGAAGGACACCUAUGUGAUGAAAAUCAAAGUUGAGGAUGGUGGGAGCCCCCCGAGGUCCAGCACUGCCAUCCUGCAGGUCACGGUGACCGAUGUCAACGACAACCGCCCGGUCUUCAAAGAGAACGACAUCGAGGUCAGCGUGCCCGAGAACGCCCCGGUGGGCACCUCCGUGUCUCAGCUCCACGCCACCGACGCAGACCUGGGCUCCAAUGCACAAAUCCACUUCUAUUUCAGCAACCAGAUCUCCAGCCUGGCCAAAAGGCUCUUUGCCAUCGAUAACACCACCGGCCUCAUCACCAUCAGGGAGCCGCUGGACAGGGAGGAAUCUCCCGUGCACAAAUUGACUGUUUUGGCAAGCGAUGGCAGCUCAACUCCGUCAAGAGCAACGGUGACAGUCAAUGUCACAGAUAUCAACGACAAUGUCCCAUCAAUAGACACCAGGUACAUCAUCAACCCGGUGAACGGGACAGUGCUUUUGUCUGAGAAGGCUCCCCUCAAUACAAAAAUUGCUUUGAUAACAGUGAUGGACAAGGACGCUGAUCAGAAUGGGAAAGUUACCUGUUUUACAGAUCACGAUGUCCCUUUCAGGCUAAAACCAGUGUUUGAUAAUCAGUUUCUCCUGGAGACAGCCACGUUUCUAGACUAUGAAGCCACACGGGAAUAUGCCAUCAAAAUAGUGGCUUCAGAUUCAGGGAAGCCUCCCUUAAACCAGUCUGCAAUGCUCCUGAUCAAAAUUAAAGAUGAAAACGACAAUGCCCCAGUUUUCACACAGCCUAUCAUAGGCCUUUCCAUCCCUGAGAACAACGCUCCUGGUACUCAGCUCACCAAGAUCAGCGCUACAGACGCUGACAGCGGGCGGAAUGCCGAGAUCAGCUACAUCCUGGGUUCCGACGCGCCCCCGAUUUUCAACCUGGACCGCCGUACGGGCAUCCUGACCGCCGUGAGAAAGCUGGACAGAGAAAAGCAGGACAGGUACUCUUUCACCGUGCUGGCUAAGGAUAACGGGAUGCCACCUUUGCAGACCAAUGCGACCGUGACGGUGUCGGUGCUGGACCAGAAUGAUAACAGCCCCGCUUUCACGCAUAGUGAAUAUAAUUUCUAUGUGCCAGAAAACCUGCCCAUGUAUGGCACAGUGGGGCUCAUCACAGUUACGGACGCUGACGCGGGAGACAACGCUGCGGUCACUCUCUCUAUCUUAAAUGGUAGAGAUAAUUUCAUUAUAGAUCCACUCACUGGUGUAAUAAGACCUAAUAUUACCUUUGAUAGGGAGCAGCAGGGGUCAUACACUUUCCAGGUGAAAGCAGUGGAUGGAGGAAGACUGCAGCGUUCCUCAACUGCCAAAGUGACCAUCAAUGUUGUUGAUGUAAAUGAUAACAGGCCCGUUUUUGUUAUUCCCUCGUCUAAUUAUUCCUAUGAGCUGGUCCCAACGUCUGCCAGCCCCGGGUCUGUGGUCACUAAAGUCUUUGCAGUUGACAAUGACACGGGAAUGAACGCAGAGCUCCGCUAUAGCAUCAUAGGUGGGAACUCCAGGGGCUUGUUUACCAUAGACCAAUUAACAGGCAAUAUUACUUUGAAGGAGAAGGUGAUUACAUCAGAUCAUGGCUUGCACAGACUGGUGAUCAAGGUGAAUGACCUGGGACAGCCGGAGUCUCUUUACACGAUAGCCCUUGUGCACUUGUUUGUGAACGAGACGGUCACCAACGGCUCCUACGUGCAAGAGCUGGUGCGUAGGAACAUGGAAACCCCCGUUGGCCAGAACAUUGGGGAUGGUGAGAUAACCCCACAGACCAAUGAUUAUGUCAAGAUCAUCAUUGCCAUCAUUGCGGGCACCAUGACAGUUAUUCUGGUAAUUUUUGUUACCGCUUUAGUGCGGUGCCGCCAGACACCCAGGCACAAGGUUGUCCAAAAAAAUAAGCAGAGUGGUGAAUGGGUUUCCCCCAACCAAGAGAACAGGCAGAUCAAGAAAAAGAAGAAGAAGAAGAAGCGCUCUCCAAAGAGUCUCCUCCUCAACUUUGUGACUAUUGAAGAAUCUAAGCCUGAUGAUCCUGGCCACGAGCACAUAAAUGGCACUUUAGACAUUCCCGUAGAGCUAGAAGAACAGACUAUGGGAAAAUAUAACUGGGCCACCACACCAACCACAUUUAAACCUGAUAGCCCAGACUUAGCAAAGCACUACAAGUCUGCUUCUCCGCAGCCUACCUUUCAAAUUAAACCUGAGACUCCUGUACCCCCCAAGAAGCACCAUGUCAUUCAGGAAUUGCCUCUAGAUAACACCUUUGUGGUGGGCUGUGACUCACUUUCCAAGUGCUCAUCCAGCAGCUCGGACCCUUACAGUGUUUCUGAAUGCAGCUGUCAAGGAGGCUUCAAGACCCCAGGCCCCAUACACACCAGACAGCUCUGAACGCCAUCGCAGCUGAUGUUAUGUACUGAAGUCGUACGUGUACUCAAUGAUGUUAAGCCAGCAAAUAUGAAAACAAGGAAAUAGCACGAGAAAGCCCUUUGUCCUGUCUCUGGUUGCCGAAGAAAUUUAUCGUCUCAUCUCCAGAGGGGUUUGGAAGUGACGAUGAACUGUUCAAGCUGCCCUACUGAAAGGUAUCAAGGGCAAGGAUUUUUUUAAAAGGAAAAGACAAAGAAAUUUUAGUACGUUGUGCUAUAGUGUUCUAUAACGUAGUUUUGCUAAGGAAAAAAAAAAAAGUAAUGUGACCCAUCCUUCUUCACAGUUGGUGAUUAUGGUAAAUUUAUUUUGCUUGUAAUCAUCUUCUUGUCCCAGAUUUUUUUUUUUUUUCCUUAUUUAUUUUAGUUGAAACAAUUAGGAAUUUUCUUUCUAUGACUAUAUUAAAAGGGAGCAAUAAAUUUUAUUCAUAUGUUAAAAAGAGAAUGUAAAGUUCUUUAUACUCCCUGCAUUUAAAUGAAAAACAACUGAGUUGUUGUCACUUAUAGCACCAUUGUACAUGUUGAGAAUUAAGUGUUAUUUAUAUCUAUUCCAUAAUAUUUUUAAUGAUGAUAUUGCUGCUAUGGAUCAUAAAUAGAAAUGAUCAAGUCACUGCUUUCUCAUUUUCUAGGCACAAUAGUGGUAGUGAAAA
Molecule: messenger RNA, 4115 nt
Organism: Poecile atricapillus (Black-capped chickadee)
Lineage: Eukaryota; Metazoa; Chordata; Aves; Passeriformes; Paridae
Gene: PCDH11X
Product: protocadherin 11 X-linked
Exons: 5
Coding region: 353-3433 (1026 amino acids)
Biological process (GO): homophilic cell-cell adhesion
Cellular component (GO): plasma membrane
Molecular function (GO): calcium ion binding
Source: RefSeq, a predicted model, not a curated record